Molecule: messenger RNA, 3332 nt
Organism: Menidia menidia (Atlantic silverside)
Lineage: Eukaryota; Metazoa; Chordata; Actinopteri; Atheriniformes; Atherinopsidae
Source: the annotation of a GenBank genome assembly
CCUCAACAAGUAACGGAACCGGGCGGCAGCGGCAGGGCUCUGGAAAGUUGUUUUACCUGAAAGACAUAACUAGUUGUUAAGACUGAAAAUUAUUUCCGUAUUGUAAUCUUUGGAACUGAGAAGAUUUGACUGUAUCUUAAAGUCUAAACGGCCUUUUAGUUUGCGUCAUGUCUUCCAAACACAGGCCAAGUGACAGGAGAAAAAGUUUAGCAGCGUAUCGUCGAUAAAAAAAAAAAAACGGAGCUCAAUGGAGACCAAAUAACACGCCAAAUGAAGAGAUGAAUUUCGGUGUCCCCGCGAAUUCGCUGCUUCUUCUGCGUGCCUGCGACGAGGGGGACUAUGAAACGGCCCGGGGCAUCCUGGAGCCCGGAGCCCCGAAGGAGUCGGGGCGGCAGAGCAGGCUGCGGUCGGAGGCCGGCUCCGAGUGCCCGGCCGCGGACAUGUUGUCUCUGGUGCCGGUGGACUGCACGGACGAGGAGGGGAACACCGCCCUGCAGUUCGCCUCGGCCAGCGGCCACGAGAACCUGGUUCGGUUCUUGCUCCGGAAGGGGGCCUCGGUGGACAGCCGCAACAACUACGGCUGGACGCCGCUGAUGCAGGCUGCCAGGUUUGGCCACCUGACCGUUGCCCACCUCCUUCUGGAGAACGGGGCCGAGAUAAAUGGACGCAACAGGCUGGGCGCCAGCGUCCUGACCAUGGCGGCGCGUGGUGGACACGUCCACGUGGUCAAGCUCCUUCUGGAGAGCGGGGCCUUCGUGGAUGACUACGACCAUCUGGCUGUGGCUGCGGAGGCGGUCCCCAACGGCAACAACAACAACAGCUGCAGGUUGGUUGGUCCAGAGGCUUCUGGAUGGAUUUGGGGGGGGUCUGCUGCUUUGUCUGUGGGGCUGAGGUGGCUGUGGCUGCUCUCUCGCAGCGCGACCGGCUUCGGAUCCGCAGAGGGCUGUCCUCGAGGAGGCGGCGGCAGAGAGUUCAUGGACAUCACGGCUCUGAUGGUGGCGUCCCAGCAUGGACACGAGGCCGCGGUGCGCCUGCUGCUGGAGUGGGGCUCCGACGUCAACUUCUCCCAGAAGACCACCGGGUGGGGGCCGCUGAUGGCAGCCACCCUCAGUGGGAAGGUGGCCGUGACUCAGCAGUUGGUGGAAAGCAGAGCUGACCCUGACCGGGUAAACGUCCUGUCCAAGACAGCUUUCGAACUCGCCAUGCAGUUAAAGCAGAAGGAAAUAAAGGCCUACCUGGACUCUAUCACCACCGUCCGACCUCAGACAGACGACGAGAGGAGAAGGCCCGAUGUGUUCAGCGCUCUCAAACUGGGAAAUUCACAGCUGGUCAAAGAGAUCCUGGAGGAGGACGCCGCUCAGGUGAACUCGUCCAAUCAGGACGGGGCGUCGCCCCUCAUGAUGGCGGCGGUCAGCGGCCAGUUGGAGGUGGUGCAGCUGAUGGUGGACAAGAACGCGGACAUAGACAAACAGGACGGCGUUCACGGCUGGACGGCUUUAAUGCAGGCCACUUACCACGGCAAUAAAGACAUUGUGAAAUACCUGCUGAGUCAGGGCGCAGACGUCAACCUCCGAGCCAAGAACGGAUACACGGCCUUUGAUUUGGUGAUGCUGCUCAAUGAUCCAGAUACUGAGCUGGUCCGCCUGUUGGCCUCCGUGUGCAUGCAAGUGGACAAGGACAAGUCCAAACAUCGCGGCAGGCCCUCAGUUACUCGAUCCAAAAGCAGACAGUCUCUCACCAACGUGCCCGUGCCGCCCGACGAGAAGGGAGGCCUAAAGUCCUGGUGGAGCCGGAUGUCCAACCGCUUCCGGCGGCUGAAGCUGACUCACACCCUGAGGCACGGCCUGUCCACCAGUCGCCUGGCGCCCUUCCCGGACGACGCCGGUGAAACGCCACUGGACGCCACGAUGAAGGCGGGUGCCAAGCCUCCGCCCCUGCCCAACGGGACCCCGACUUCUGCCCCAGUAGCCAACGACAUCAGCACCGCCUGGGCAGUCCCAAGCAAAGACGGGGGCAAAGCGUCCUCAGAAAAAGAGGACUCUCUAAUAACCACAAUGCUCAGAAGCGGGGCGCCUCUGACCCGGCUGCCCAACGACAAGCUGAAAGCCGUGAUUCCUCCUUUUUUGCCCCCGUCCAACUUUGAGCCGUGGAACUCGGACCGCUCGCGGAUCCUCAGAGGAGGGAAAAGCGAGGCCCCCCGUCUGCCCAUGCCCCCUCAAAGGAAGCUAAACAGCAGCGGGAACUCUGAUUUUACGUCCAUCAGCCGUGUGGUUAACAGGUCCAUUAAGUUUCCCAGCAUCUCUAAAGGACCCUCCUCAACCUCUCCCUCUAACUCUGGCCACUACCACUCCCCCCACUCCUCCGGAGGCUCCAACGGAGUGGCAGGGCUCAACCGGGACUCUCACAACCGUUCAGGGGGCAGCGCAGACAGCGUCCUCUCCCAGAUAGCAGCUCAGAGGAAAAGAGCAGCAGGGCUGAUGGACCCCAAGGCCCAAGCUCCAGAGAAGCAGCCCAGCCAGACGCAGAUCCCGCCCCCCCCCCGGCCCCAGGCCCGCCCCCCCCAGACAUCAGCCUCCCUGACAUCCCCCCACACCCCAGCCUGGUCGCCUCAGACAUCCACUCUCGAAGGGUCAGUGCAUCCCCCUACCCUCGGACAUCCGCGUAUCCCCGGAGUGACCGGCGCCCCCCCGCCCAUCCCUGUUUGUGCUCCCUUACAGAAAAUGGAGCUGAAGAAGAGGCCUCAGUCAGGGAAUUCCUCCACUUCCAAGAGCACGUCACCCACUCUGACGCCCUCCCCGUCGCCCACGCCCAAGAUGCCCCCCGGCCCGGGGGACUCUUUGUCCUCGGCCUCAUCCCACCCACGCUCCAAGAGCAGCGGGGGCUCCAGCAGCGGAACCAUCACCGAUGAAGAUGAGCUAUCCAGUAUUUUGAAGAAACUCUCCCUAGAGAAGUAUCAGCCUAUAUUUGAGGAACAAGAGGUGGACAUGGAAGCCUUUCUGACUCUGACAGACGGAGACCUGAAGGAGCUGGGCAUUAAAACGGACGGGCCCAGGCAACAGAUCCUAGCUGCCAUAUCAGAGCUAAAUGCCGGAAAGGGCAGAGAGAGGCAGAUCCUCCAAGAGACCAUCCAUAACUUCCAGUCCUCUUUCGGCAGCAGUGCCAGCAACCCACGGCAGGCGGCGCAGCAACGCUCCCCAACAACCUGGACGAGACACCAGGUCCGUACCUCCAGCAAGAGGUAACCCCGCCCUCCAGCGGGAGGUCUCGCCGGGGGGAGGAGAUGCGGGAUCGCCCCCCCGCAGAGGUACGAUUAAUGCCCAGUCCCCUCGUGC